Messenger RNA from Peromyscus eremicus (cactus mouse), 4159 nucleotides. It is a transcript of the gene Acvr2b, whose product is annotated as activin A receptor type 2B. Gene Ontology annotation, cellular component: plasma membrane; activin receptor complex. Gene Ontology annotation, biological process: activin receptor signaling pathway; cellular response to growth factor stimulus; protein phosphorylation. The coding region runs from base 1 to 1539 and encodes 512 amino acids. The record is from RefSeq and is a predicted model, not a curated record. The transcript has 11 exons. Gene Ontology annotation, molecular function: activin binding; ATP binding; activin receptor activity. Lineage: Eukaryota; Metazoa; Chordata; Mammalia; Rodentia; Cricetidae.
AUGACGGCGCCCUGGGCGGCCCUCGCCCUUCUCUGGGGAUCGCUGUGCGCCGGUUCCGGGCGCGGGGAGGCUGAGACUCGGGAGUGUAUCUACUACAAUGCCAACUGGGAGCUAGAGCGCACCAACCAGAGCGGCCUGGAGCGCUGCGAGGGCGAACAGGACAAGCGUCUGCACUGCUACGCCUCCUGGCGCAACAGCUCCGGCACUAUCGAGCUGGUGAAGAAGGGCUGCUGGCUGGAUGACUUCAAUUGCUACGACAGGCAGGAGUGUGUGGCCACUGAGGAGAACCCCCAGGUGUACUUCUGCUGCUGUGAAGGCAAUUUCUGCAACGAACGCUUCACCCACUUGCCAGAGCCUGGGGGCCCAGAAGUCACGUACGAGCCACCCCCGACAGCCCCCACCCUGCUCACGGUGCUGGCCUACUCGCUGCUGCCCAUUGGGGGCCUCUCCCUUAUCGUCCUGCUGGCCUUCUGGAUGUAUCGCCAUCGCAAGCCUCCCUACGGCCAUGUGGACGUCCAUGAGGAUCCUGGGCCUCCGCCCCCAUCCCCGCUGGUGGGCCUGAAGCCACUGCAGCUGCUGGAGGUCAAGGCUCGGGGUCGCUUUGGCUGCGUUUGGAAGGCUCAGCUCAUGAAUGACUUUGUAGCUGUAAAGAUCUUCCCUCUCCAGGACAAGCAGUCGUGGCAGAGUGAACGGGAGAUCUUCAGCACACCCGGCAUGAAGCACGAGAACCUGUUGCAGUUCAUUGCUGCCGAGAAGCGAGGCUCCAACCUGGAGGUGGAGCUGUGGCUCAUCACAGCCUUCCACGACAAGGGCUCCCUCACGGAUUACCUCAAGGGGAACAUCAUCACGUGGAAUGAACUAUGUCAUGUGGCAGAGACGAUGUCACGAGGCCUCUCAUACCUGCAUGAGGAUGUGCCCUGGUGUCGUGGCGAGGGCCACAAGCCUUCUAUUGCCCACAGGGACUUCAAAAGCAAAAAUGUGCUGCUGAAGAGUGACCUCACUGCUGUGCUGGCAGACUUUGGCCUGGCCGUUCGGUUCGAGCCAGGGAAGCCUCCAGGGGACACCCAUGGGCAGGUUGGCACUAGACGGUACAUGGCCCCUGAGGUGCUGGAGGGAGCCAUCAACUUCCAGAGAGACGCCUUCCUGCGCAUCGACAUGUACGCUAUGGGGCUGGUGCUGUGGGAGCUUGUUUCUCGUUGCAAGGCUGCAGAUGGGCCUGUUGAUGAGUACAUGCUGCCCUUUGAGGAGGAGAUUGGCCAACACCCUUCACUGGAGGAACUGCAAGAGGUGGUUGUCCACAAGAAGAUGAGGCCUGCCAUUAAGGAUCACUGGCUGAAGCAUCCGGGCCUGGCCCAGCUCUGUGUGACCAUUGAGGAGUGCUGGGACCAUGAUGCAGAGGCUCGCCUUUCUGCAGGCUGUGUGGAGGAGCGGGUGUCCCUGAUCAGGAGGUCGGUCAACGGCACUACCUCGGACUGUCUCGUCUCUCUGGUGACCUCUGUCACCAAUGUGGACCUGCCCCCUAAAGAGUCCAGCAUCUAAGCCUAGGAUACGAGUGUCUCUCCAGACUCAGUGGAUCUGAAGAAAAAAGGAAAAAAGUUGUGUUUUGUUUUGGAAAUCCCAUAAAACCAACAAACACAUAAAAUGCAGCUGCUAUUUUACCUUGACUUUUAUUAUUAUUAUAAUUAUUAUUAAUAAUAUUAUUUUUGGAUUGGAUCAGUUUUUACCAGCAUAUUGUUCUACUGUAUUGCAAACAGCGGACACGUCAGCAGGCGUUGAGGUGCUGAGCUGUGAACGCAGAACCAGCGCCAUGCUGCAGAGCCUCAGCCACCUCCUGACCUUCGGGAUCCAUUUCCGCCAGCGUUCUCUUUGUCGUCUCGAAUCUGUAACACAGAGAAACCCGUCUCCUGUCUUAGGAAACUCAAUGCUGCAAUCUCUACUAGAGGAACCUUUGAAGACUGUUACAUGAACAUACCCUUCCUCAGAAGAGGGUCCCCCACCCUUUACUUUGUGUUUCUCCCUUUCCAGGCAGUGAGCUUAAGAAAUGGCAGAUGUGUCUUCAUGGAGCUAGUGGGUGUCAUCCUGACCCAACAGAGGGAAACUGAGAUGAGGAGGAUGCUUUAGACUGACGUUGGAAGGGAGGAUGUUCUGGGGAGGGUUUGGAGCAGAGCUACACUGGACGUGGGCACAUUUGGAGCAACACUCUUGGUAUGGAGGCUGUUUUCUCAGGUAACAAGGGAUUGAGGGUAAGGACUUAUGGGGCCGAGCAGUAAUAAUAGCAAGCACAGGGUCUGGAGAAAGUCCAGGAGCAGGGCCAGGCUGCCCCCCUGCCCAGUUUCUUCCCACUGACAUGGGCUUGGCCUUGCUCGUGUGUUAGAACUGGGGGAGGAUGUGACAGUUUAGUGGACACUCUUCAUUAGACAUGAUGCUGUAGAUCUCUUUCAUGGAGGAAAUACUGAACUGCAGUUUCUUCUUGGCAGUUUGGGGAAAUGCCCGUGGUGGCCCAGGGGAUCCCUGGGUGGGGACCUUGCUGGCCUGCCGCUCUGGCUUGACCCCAUGCAGCGGAAUUACUGACUCCUUUCUGAGGCUCAUGGACAUGGCUUUCUCCAGACCCUUUAAAGUGGUGCAUAUUCUAAAACUGUUUUUCUAUUACGCCAUAACCUUGCUCCAGGCGCUGAAUGUUCCUAAUGCUGCUGUUUCGACAUUGGAAUUUUUUUUUUUUUUAAUUUAUGAACCAUGCUAAUUCUUUUUCAGACAGAACACACACAUCCACAUAUAUACACAUACUUUACUGUGUGGCUUCCGAGGUUUAAAUUUUAAAAGUAAAAGAAGUAACUUCACGACCACAGACCACCUCAAACCAGAAAUACCUCAGAAUUUUCUACUUGUGUACGUUUUAUUAAUUAUAUAUUUUGUUAGUUGUGUUGUCUUGUAGGAAGUAUAUUUUAAUGUAAGUUGGCUUUUAUGACAAGGAAGUUUAAAAGAAAUAGAGAAAAAGAAAAAAGUUUGUGUCUUCUAGUCAGGACUACCAUUUUUGUUUGAUAAAAGCUCCCUUGUAAAUAAUUGUUGUCAGCUGUAGGUGGCUGUCUGAGCUGAGUCUGGGCAUUCGUCAUCUCUGUCUUGAGGGUAGGCCACUUCCUCCUAGGUUGCUUAGAGGGUCAGGUGUUGUUCCAUAAGUCCCCUGGGUAGUAUUCAGGAUGACACCCCUAUUUUAACUUGGCAGAACCACAGCCCUCAGACCCCCUCAGUAGUUCUUGAGGGUUAAUUCCUUGGGCAGCAGGUAGACUCUAGCGCCUGUCACUGUGCCGUGAAGUCUGGGAGGGCACAGCUCACGGCUGGGCAGCCGCUCCCCUCAGCAUGUCGUGUGUGGUGCCUGGGGCAGCCCUGGGCUUGUUCUUUUCUGUGGGUAUUUGUGCACAGGGUGCUGAGGAAGGUCUGCUGGCUUCCCCCUCAGACCUUGGCCUUUGUCUCCGUGGAUCACUGUGGGCUGGCCAGGUAGGUAGGGAGACAUGUACUUUGUUUCUGUGAGUUAUGUGUGACCCUCCUCCCCCAUUUGAUUUUGUGCUAUGGUAUUUUCUUCUCUCAGAAUACUUUUUUCUAGCAAAACAGGUCUUACAGCAGUUGCUUUUCUUUUCACUUCUUUUUUUAAGGAGCUUUAAAUAUUUAUUGAAAAGUGCCAUAUCUGCUUCCGUUAGCUUUCUCCUCAGGCAGUGGGGACCUCUGCUUUUAACAAACAAACCACUAAGAAAUGUAGUGACUUAGCUGCAGGAGUGACCCAGUCACCAGUCACACGAUGUGCCAAACAGUAAACCCAGCUUCCCUGUGUGACCUUGUGACCUGGGUGGGCUUCUCUUGUGUGCUGGUCUGCUUGUCAUAAGCAUCCUGGCCUGGCUGAGCUCUGGUGUGGGACAUCCCAGUCAUGACACAUUGCAGGCAGGGCAGGCCUGAUACCUUUUCUGGGGGUGGCCCCCCUCUUUGCUGACCCUGUGUCCAGCCACAGCAGUGUCCAUGUCAGGCUUUGCAUCGGAAUGGAGUGUCAAGAGGUGGAACCUGUUUGCUGUGGCCUAGAAAAGGGAGAGUCUGGGUGGUGGUGUCUGAGAAUAGGGGCUGGAGACCUCCUUGAGCUUCAGGUAACACACUCAGGUGCUCAUGCUGGAAGCUA